AUGCCCACCGUUGCGCCUGUUCGAUCACGUCGAUUCGUCUCUUUACCCUUGUGUCUCAAUAUUCUCACCUUUCACACCUCCCCACUCCACACUGUCUCCGCCAUGAAGGUUGUCGACUUUGUCCGAAAGCCCUUCAUCCAACGCGCCUGCGCUGAACCCCACACCAUUCCUUCGGUCGUUUCCUUCUUUUUCGGUCUCGACUGUCACGAUCCCGCCCAAGUCCAGGCCCAAUUACGCGACGGCGGCGCCCUCACAACCAUGAAGGAUCUGUGGUUCGCUGGUGGCAGCGAAUACGAUCAACUCUGUGCCACGCACUUUGCCGACACGAUCCGGGCUGCCGGAAACGGCCAAUUGGCCCGGAACGAUCCGGCCUGGACGCAGCAGGUUGACGGCGUCGUCGCCCAACUCGUUCUCUGUGAUCAACUCGCCCGCAACGCCUUUCGCGGGACUCCUGAAGCCUACGCCUACGACCAACCCGCGUUGCGACUUGCCCGGACGUUACACACCGACUAUCGGGCGUCGCGAGUGGCGAGCGCAUCACGCACAAUCCAGGGAGAGUAUCAUCCGCCCUAUGUGGCCUUUCUCGUCACCGCCUUUAUGCAUUCCGAAGUUUUGACUGAUCACGAAGCGGUCACAGAAAUUUUGCAGCACGAACGAGAAACCACACCGGAGCAUUUGCACGACUGGUGGCGGUAUCAGGAGACCUUUGAACAGGAGCACCGGGACGUGGUGGAACGCUUCGGGCGUUACCCGCACCGGAACGCCCUUCACCAACGGCAGUCCACGCCGGAAGAGGAAGCCUGGUUGGAUGAUACGGAAAAUUUACCCGGCUGGGCUUUGAGUCAACUGCAAGACCGACCGGAAUGUGCCGAAGAUGACGUCGCGGUCGGAACCAACCCAUCCGCGUAG
Messenger RNA from Phaeodactylum tricornutum CCAP 1055/1, 909 nucleotides. RefSeq lists its product with no specific name. The transcript has a single exon. Gene Ontology annotation, molecular function: protein binding. The record is from RefSeq and is a predicted model, not a curated record. The coding region runs from base 1 to 909 and encodes 302 amino acids. NCBI's taxonomy places the organism in Eukaryota, Bacillariophyta, Bacillariophyceae, Surirellales, Neidiaceae.